AUGGCAAACUCUGCGGGUGGUUUUACCUGGACACCGUCGGCUGGGCGCCGUAAAGGUCUCCCGACGAUUGGUGCCGUCCAGCCUCCAAGUUACUCUCCCCAGCCUAGCAGUAAGGUGCACGAUGUCAUUGUUAUUGGAGCCGGUUAUGCUGGCCUAAUCGCCGCUCGAGACCUGGCGACGCAAGGCAAGACGACGCUGCUACUUGAGGCCCGCGAUAGGCUUGGAGGUCGCACGUGGAAUGCAACCAUCAAUGGGUUCAAUUACGAAAUGGGCGGAACUUGGGUUCAUUGGCAUAUGCCGCACAUUUAUCGCGAGAUUUCGUACUACGGCCUACACAACGAUUUCAUUGUCACCCAGAACCCCGGCAGCAAGGAAGACUACUUCACAGCCACGACGGGGAGCAAGCAGCGUAACAUGUCGCACGAGGAAGAGGCCACCAUCGCGGGGCGAGUGCUGCGGAAGUUUUGCAAUGUGGACGGCGAGGAUCUUAGACAUUCCUGGAAAUACCCGUUCGCUACGGACCAGUCGCAGAAACUCAUGGCUCAAUGCGAUAAGCUAUCCUGCAAAGACCGCCUGGAAGAGAUCCGCGACCAACUUUCGCCAGAAGAGCUGAGCAUCUUGGAAUCCCAGCUGCUUCAGAUGGGAGGCAGCUCUCUGGAAAAAAUCGGAUUGCUUGGUGUCCUCCUCUGGUGGUCAUUAGGCUCUCAUACUCCAACAGGGCUGAACGACAUUGCGCUUCAUACUAGGCUGCGGAGUGGACAGAGCGAAUUGCACCGACGCAUCUUUGAGCACGCAAAGUCUAGUGGAAACCUCUCCUACAGCUUCCAGACCCCUGUCCACCGCCUCGAGGACGCUGACGAUAUUGUUACCGUCACGUCUAGAGAUGGACAGGUGUGGAAGGCAAAGUCGGUCAUCUGCACCAUCCCUCUCAAUGUUCUGCCGUCCAUCGACUUUGGGCCACCACUUCCUGCGGACAAGCUAGAGGCAAUACAGCACAAAUCAGUCAACAGGUGCAACAAGGUCCAUGUCGACUUGAAUGGCCCGGAUUAUUUGUCGUGGACAUCGCUAGGCACGCCUGGAAAAGGUCUAGUCUCGGCGUUUGGGGAUCACUUAACCAAUGCAAGCAACUCUCAUCUCGUGUGUUUUGGGCCAGACCCCGACACGCCUCUGGGCAUUUCCCUAGACGACACUGAAUCUAUCAAGUCCGCAGUCACCCACCUCUUACCCAAGGACAAGCAGGAGGAGGUGAUUAUUAACCGAAUUGUCUCCCACGACUGGAACGACGACGAGUUUGCAAACGGCACGUGGUGUUUCAUGGAGCCGGAGGCCACGACAAAGUAUUUGCUGGCUCUCCAGCGGCCACACGGCAAUAUCCUUUUUGCCAGCGCCGAUUGGUCAGACGGCUGGCGAGGCUGGAUUGACGGAGCUGUCCAGAGCGGGACAACAGUGGCAAAGACAGUCAUACUCCAGAAAGGUUACCCUACACAUGCUGCUUCGGUGGAGGGGAAGGUAGGCUGA
Molecule: messenger RNA, 1518 nt
Organism: Cordyceps fumosorosea ARSEF 2679
Lineage: Eukaryota; Fungi; Ascomycota; Sordariomycetes; Hypocreales; Cordycipitaceae
Product: monoamine oxidase N
Exons: 4
Coding region: 1-1518 (505 amino acids)
Molecular function (GO): oxidoreductase activity
Source: RefSeq, a predicted model, not a curated record